AUGAUUAUAAAAUUGAAUUGGGAACCAACAAGUGUCAACACUACCGCGAGCGGCACAAAAGGGAAUUCCGCCAAAAUUAAAUUAAAAGUCACCUUAAAGGAACCUUCCAACAGGAUGCAAGACUUCAUAGAAUCCGCUGAAGAAAGACACAGACGUACAAGCGGAGCAGUUGUGACGCACGAGUACUAA
Clunio marinus is the source of this 189-nucleotide messenger RNA. NCBI's taxonomy places the organism in Eukaryota, Metazoa, Arthropoda, Insecta, Diptera, Chironomidae. The record is from the annotation of a GenBank genome assembly.